AUGUCAUCAAAUUUGUUGCCGACAUCACUGAAUUCUGGAGAUAAAGUAGAGUAUGACUCAACCAAAAAGGACAGACCUUAUAAGAUCUUUUUCAAAGAUCUCUUUCUUUUCAAAGAAAAUGAAAUUGCAGCAAAGAGAAAGGAAAAAUUUAUAAACCACAGGAUGAAACUCUACCAAAAGUCUACUUUUUCAUCCCGAAUGAAGAGUCGUUCACAUCUGAGCCAACUAGCUUUUUACUCUGACACAGGCGGUGGCUCACUUGAAAAUUUUGGGUUAGAUUCCACUCUUAUUCUCCGCUUAACAGAAGGUGCAGACGCAAAAAGGACUAUCCAUGAAUUUAUUAAUGACCAGAGAGACAGGUUUCUGCUCGAGUAUGCUCUGUUAACCAAAAGAAACACAAUUAAAAAGUUUGAAGCACACAUAGCAACGAAGGAAAGGCAACUCACAAGAGCAGAAAAAAAGCUCCAAGACGAUGCAAUGGCCUUUGAAGAGUUCCUUCGAGUAAAUGACCAGAGAUCUGUAGACGCUCUUAAAAUUGCAGCACAAGAAACUAUGAACAAACUCCAAAUGACAGCAGAGCUAAAGAAAGCAAGCAUGGAGGUGCAGGCAGUGAAAAGUGAAAUAGCAAAAGCAGAAUUCCUCCUUAAGGAGUACAUGAAAUAUGGAUUUUUUCUGCUGAAAUUGUCUCCAAAACAUUGGCAAGUCCAGCAAACACUGAAAAGAACUCAGGCAUCAAAAAAUAAAGUCAGUGUCAGCCUUCUAAAACUAUCAAAAUCCCUAGCAAGUUCACAUAAAAAAGAGACCUUUGAUGAGAACGAGAGGACAUCAGACUAUUCAGAAGACUCUUCUCUGGGAAGAGGCAGCCAAGGAAGGCCACGGAAGAGGCCCAUUCUCACCCCAGAGAAAAAGAAAUCAACCGCAUCAAACUGGACUGAAAGUAUCAGUUCAGAAGACAGUUUGGAAUUCUUUUUAGAUGAUGAUGCAGACUUUGAUGUGGAGCCAGAGCUUUAUUUUAAAGAACCAGAAGAGUUACUCCAAGUCCUCACAGAAUUGGAAGAGCAGAAUCUUACUUUGGUCCAGUAUUCCCAAGAUGUAGAUGAAAAUCUUGAAGAUGUAAACAAAAGAGAAAAAAUAAUACAGGAUAAAAUAAAUACCAACAUAGAGUUUCUUUUAGAGAACAAGGCAGUGCUUAAGGAUAAGUGUGUGAGAGAAGAGGAAAAAGCAGCAGAAUUGGAAUUAAGGUCCAGGCUAUUUAGUUUCGGAGAAUUUAAUUCAGAGGCUCAGGAAAAACUGAUAGACUCACUUAGUAAAAAAAUUAAUCAAGUGUACAGAAUCUGCAUCGGAGAUGCUGAGGUUGGUAGCCUCAAUGCAGUUCAAAAGCUGGUAAAAGUAGAGUCUCGCCUGGUGGAACUGUGUGACCUCAUCGAAUCCAUUCCCAAAGAAAAUGUGGAGGCAAUUGAGAGAAUAAAACAGAAGGAGCGACGGCAAAAGUUGCGUGAUGAGAAAAUGAGAGAAAAACAAAGACACCAGGAGGAAAGGCUAAAAGCUGCUCUAGAAAGAGCAGUAGCACAACCAAAGAAAAAGAUGGGAAGACGACUUGUCUAUCGUUCAAAACCUCCAUCAGCUAACAGACCUGAACUAAUUUCAGUCAGAGAUUCAAGAACAAAAACAGAAGAGGAAGAAUAUUUUUUUACUUGA
This is a messenger RNA of Cynocephalus volans (Philippine flying lemur), 1698 nucleotides long. It is a transcript of the gene CCDC38, whose product is annotated as coiled-coil domain containing 38. The record is from RefSeq and is a predicted model, not a curated record. Gene Ontology annotation, cellular component: centrosome. Lineage: Eukaryota; Metazoa; Chordata; Mammalia; Dermoptera; Cynocephalidae. The transcript is spliced from 15 exons. The coding region runs from base 1 to 1698 and encodes 565 amino acids.